CAAUGUUUGGCCAACUCUGUUAAUUUUUUCAACUUUCACCAAACCAGGAACCAUAACCCCAUCUUAUAUUAGAAAGAAAAGAAAACACACACACACACACACUCUAUCUCUCAGUAACCCCAUCUAUAUUAGAGAAAAACACACACACACACACACACACAAAAAGUCUCUCUCUAUCUCAAGGGCUCCCACUAAGAGUCACCACCCACCCCCCUGUUAUACCCCCAACCCCAGCCCUACCCCACCCCCUCAUCGUAAAAACUGGUUUUCUCUAUAAAAAGCCCUAAAAGGCUCCUCCUUUUCAACGCAUUUCCCACCAGAUCUCUUGGACUCACACUCCUUGGAGAUACGUGCUUGUUGAGGCUUUCUCAUCUGAUAACACCUCUACUCUUUCUCGAGAAGCGAUAUUGCGCGUCAUCAAUGGAGAGUAACGGGAUGAUGUUGUUCACGGAAGAAGAGCUGAGGGAGAUAAGUGGAGUAAAGAGAGGAGAUGAUUACGUGGAAGUGAUGUGUGGGUGCACCAGUCACCGAUAUGGUGAUGCUGUUGCUAAACUUAGGGUUUUCUCUUCUGGUGAACUACAAAUCGACUGUGAUUGUACCCCUGGUUGUGAUGAAGACAAGCUGACUCCAGCUGCAUUUGAGAAGCAUUCUGGGAGAGAAACUGCAAGGAAAUGGAAGAAUAAUAUAUGGAUCAUUGUCAAUGGUGACAAAGUUCCUGUGGUAAAGACUCCACUGCUAAAAUAUUAUAAUCAGUCUUCAAAGCAUGCUAAUGGGUCACAUAGAUCACAAAAUGGAAAAGCUUGUCAUCGUGACGAGUUUCUAAGAUGCACAGAGUGCAGGAAAGAGCGCAGGUUCCGUCUCCGUUCAAAAGAAGAGUGCAGAAGUUACCAUGAUGCUUUGGCGAAUGUGCAUUGGAAGUGCUCUUGUAUUCCUUAUGACAAAGUUUCAUGUGAUGAUGAAGAAGAACGAGCAAGCCGUAGGGUGUACAGGGGAUGUUCUCGUUCUCCGACAUGUAAAGGUUGCACCACCUGUGUUUGUUUUGGUUGCGAGAUAUGCCGAUUUUCAGACUGCAGUUGCCAGACGUGCAGCGAUUUCACAAGGAAUGCAAAAGCCUGAUUAUUCUAUAAUUUGUUUCCAAUUUAAAUGGGGUAUGUUUUCCCCAUCAUUAAUUCAUUUGAACCCCUGCUGUCCAUGUUUUUGCUGAAUAUUAAACCCAAAUUUACAUUUACAAUCAAAGGCUUUUCUCUCUCUAA
Messenger RNA from Lycium barbarum (goji berry), 1253 nucleotides. RefSeq names its product protein ULTRAPETALA 1. Gene Ontology annotation, molecular function: DNA binding. The coding region runs from base 421 to 1116 and encodes 231 amino acids. The record is from RefSeq and is a predicted model, not a curated record. The transcript is spliced from 4 exons. Lineage: Eukaryota; Viridiplantae; Streptophyta; Magnoliopsida; Solanales; Solanaceae. Gene Ontology annotation, cellular component: nucleus; cytosol.